AACAAAUCUAUCGGUCUCGGGCCAUCAGCGCCACGAGCUCCAAAGCCCUCCCCGCCGCCACCAGCGAGCGCACGGAAUCUUUGCUCCUCAUCUUUGCCAUGGCGAGCAAGAAGAGCUCGACGCGGACGUCUCCCAUGGCCGCCGGCGCCAGCCUUCUCCUUUUCCUCCUCCCCUUAGCCAUCUCGGCUGCUUCGCCGUCGUCGGACGCGGAGGUGAUCUCCCGGUUCCAGGAGUACCUCCGCAUCGACACGGCGCAGCCGGCGCCGGACUACGCCGCGGCGGUGGCGUUCCUCCGGGGCCAGGCAGACGCUGCCGGGCUCGAGGCGAGCACGUUGGAGCUCGUCGCCGGCAAGCCCCUGCUGCUGCUCCGGUGGCCGGGGCGGCGGCCGUCGCUCCCUUCUGUGCUCCUCAACUCCCACACCGACGUCGUGCCGUCGGAGCCGCACAAGUGGGAGCACCCGCCCUUCUCCGCUGCCCUCGACGAGGCAUCAGGUCGCAUCUACGCGCGAGGCUCACAGGAUAUGAAGUGUGUGGGAAUGCAGUAUCUUGAAGCCAUCCGCCGUCUUCGCAGUGCAGGCUUUAUCCCAGACCGAGAUAUCUAUCUUACAUUUGUUCCAGAUGAAGAGAUUGGUGGACAUGAUGGUGUUGAGGCAUUUGUUAAAUCAACGGAGUUCAAAGAAAUGAAUGUAGGUUUGGUUCUUGAUGAAGGGCUUCCAUCCCUCGGGGAGGAGUACCGUGUGUUCUACGGGGAGCGUAGUCCUUGGUGGCUUACUAUUAAAGCUAAGGGAGCACCAGGGCAUGGUGCAAAGCUGUAUGAUGGUAGUGCAAUGGAGAAUUUGAUGAAGAGUGUGGAAGCAAUUAGGAAGUUCAGAACAUCACAGUUUGAUUUGGUCAAGUCUGGAGCAAAGGCUGAAGGAGAUGUCGUAUCAGUGAACUUUGCAUACUUGAAGGCUGGCACACCAACACCAACGGGUUUUGUUAUGAAUCUACAACCAUCUGAAGCAGAGAUUGGUUUAGACAUCCGACUCCCUCCUGGUGUUCAUAUUGAGGCAAUGGAGAGGCGUCUUGCUGAGGAAUGGGCACCUUCUUCACGCAACUUGACUUUUGAGUUUAAACAAAAAGCCUCUGUCCUUGACAAAUUUGGGAAGCCAGCCGUCACCCCUGCUGACAGCUCAAACUCAUGGUGGCCUCUACUUGAAGAGGCUGUGAAGAGAGCUGGUGGCAAACUUGGUAAGCCAGAAAUAUUCCCAGCCUCUACUGACGCUCGUUACUUCCGGGAGAUUGGGCUACCCGCAUUCGGUUUCUCUCCAAUGGCAAACACACCAAUAUUACUCCAUGAUCACAAUGAGUUUUUGAGCAAAGAUGAGUAUCUCAAAGGGAUUGGGAUAUACGAGUCUAUCAUCAGGACAUUGGCUACUCUUAAAGACAGCAAUGUGGACGAAGAAUCCAGGGCAGAGCUAUGAAGGUUUAGGCAAAAUGUGAGCACCAUGCCGUAAUUCUUGCAACCCAGACGGAGCACAGAAGUAUGUUUCGUCAAAGCAAGAGUCUCCUUUCUGCUCCUGCAGAUGGAAUCGAAACUUCGAACACGAUCUCUGUACAUUUUCAUUGAAUCUGGUUUAGAUUUUAGAAUAAAUUGAUCCUUCAUUUGCAGUUCACUUGUGUGCUUUCCACCGCUGCUUUGGUGCUGCUUGAUGGGUCACUGCCUCACUGCUGUAUUGUAAAAUAAGAAAAGUAACUCAUGCA
This is a messenger RNA of Oryza brachyantha (malo sina), 1743 nucleotides long. RefSeq names its product aminoacylase-1. NCBI's taxonomy places the organism in Eukaryota, Viridiplantae, Streptophyta, Magnoliopsida, Poales, Poaceae. The transcript is spliced from 5 exons. Gene Ontology annotation, cellular component: cytoplasm. Bases 99 to 1463 code for a protein of 454 amino acids. Gene Ontology annotation, biological process: amino acid metabolic process. The record is from RefSeq and is a predicted model, not a curated record. Gene Ontology annotation, molecular function: aminoacylase activity.